Messenger RNA from Papaver somniferum (opium poppy), 1617 nucleotides. Its product is annotated as eukaryotic translation initiation factor 3 subunit M-like. NCBI's taxonomy places the organism in Eukaryota, Viridiplantae, Streptophyta, Magnoliopsida, Ranunculales, Papaveraceae. The transcript has 10 exons. Gene Ontology annotation, biological process: cytoplasmic translational initiation. Bases 196 to 1425 code for a protein of 409 amino acids. Gene Ontology annotation, molecular function: translation initiation factor activity. Gene Ontology annotation, cellular component: cytoplasm; eukaryotic translation initiation factor 3 complex. The record is from RefSeq and is a predicted model, not a curated record.
UUUUUGGUUUUAGGGUUUUGUUCACGAAAGAUCUCCCAGUUCUUUCUCUCAGUCUAACGGUGGUGGUGGUGAUAAGAAAGAGAGAGAGAGAGAGAGAGAGAGAGAGAGAGAGAGAGAGAGAGAGUGAUUAUCGUCUCAAUCUAGGGUUUUCAUAUUUAACAGGCAUCAGGUUUAAACGAUUUCUACUGCAAGGAAAUGGCGACCAUUGUCAUAACUUCCGAAGAAGAUCCAUCACUCACUGUUGUUCGUUUCCAAUCCGAACUUUCUUGGGCUGAUGCUGGUCCUGAGGUUCUGGCGGAAGAAGUUUCUGUACUAUGCAGAGAGGCAGAAACAUGCAUAGCGAACGGUCAAAAUUUGGAUUUGGUUUCUCUUAUGCUCACACCAGCAGACUUGAUAUUUCCAAAACUUUCUGAAAAGGAUCUUGAGUGCAUUUUCACUGUAAUUUGCAACCUUGUCACAAAAGCUACAAGUUUGAAUGAAGAAUUAGAGAUGGCGGAACGUAUUUCUGUUAAAAUUUGUCAACAACCAAAUGACAAGCCUGCUCUCCGCCUGAAGAUCUUGUUCAAUCUGUACAAUCUUCUGGAGAACCCGUACAGUAAAUUCUAUGUUUACAUGAAAGCCCUUGAUUUGGCGGUCAGUGGCAAAGUUACGGAAAACAUCGUACCUUCUUUCAAAAAGAUGGACAGCUUCCUGAAAGAGUGGAAUAUCGGAACAGUGGAUCAAAGAAAACUCUUUCUUACAAUCUCCAAUGUGUUAAAGGAAAAUAAAAGCAUGUCAAAGGACUCAUUCAAUUUUCUUACCAAGUACUUGGCAACUUUUUCGAGUGACGAUGCAAAUAUCAUGAGUGAAGCUAAAGGAGAAGCCGUCCGUGCUGUUAUGGAGUUUGUGAAGGCUCCUGACAUGUUUCAGUGGGAUUUGUUAGAUAUGCCGGCUGUAGCACAGUUGGAACAAGAUGGAAACUAUGCAUGGGUUUAUCAGCUUUUGAAGAUUUUUCUUACUCAGAGGCUGAAAGCAUACACAGAUUUUCAAGCAGAAAAUGAUACUGCAAUGACUGAAUGUGGGCUUGUCUUUGAAGAUUGCAUGACGAAAAUGAGGUUGCUGUCAUUGGCUGAUCUUGGUUCAAAUGAGUCCGGUGAAAUUCCAUAUGCUAUGGUCGCGAACACACUUAUGAUUCAAGAUGAUGAGGUGGAAGAAUGGAUAGUUAAGGCAAUAGCUGCAAAACUACUUGACUGUAAGAUGGACCAGUUGAAUCAAACUGUAAUUGUAAGUCGUUGUUCAGACCGUCUGUUCGGGCCAAACCAGUGGGUAGCCCUUCGAUCAAAGUUAUCCAUGUGGAGGGGUAAUAUUGCAAAUGUUAUAACCACCAUCCAAGCUAACAAGUUAGUCGAAGACGCCUCUCAAGUAACAGCGCAAGGGGUGGCAUGAUAACCCACAACUGGUUUCAACCUUCUCUUCAAUUUUGUUUCAGAACUCGUUUGCACCAAUUUUUAAGGCUAGGUUGUUGACAUACUAAAGAAUAUUAAAGUAUAUUUCCUUUCAUGCGAUUGCCACAUUUGUGUAAGAAAUAGCAUAAUUACAGAGUUCCCUUUAAUCACAUUUCAGUUUUUUCACUCUUCC